UUCCGGCGACUUAGCCAGUGGUACGGCCGUCCCCCGCCCCAUCAUGCGAGGGUUCUGGAGCCAAGUGAUUACCCUUGCGGUAAUUCUACAAAUCGUUCUAGUAUCGGGCAAGGCAAUUCAACAAGAUCAACAAACACAGCAAAAGUUGAAGCCGGGUUCUCAAACAAAAACAGCGCAGAAACGUGUAGGGUAUGACUAUCCUGCACCUUCCCAAGAUCUUGUAAAUCCAUUCCAAGAUCAAGAUGAUUACGCUCAUGGGAAUCACCACGAUGUGAUUGACCACGAUCACCACGCUCACCACGACAUCCAUGGAGACAUUGAUGAUCACCAUGACCACUAUGAACACCAUGAUCAUCAUGAUAUUCAUACAGAAGAGCACCAUGAUGACCAUCAUGACCAUCAUGACCACCACGACCCAGGAUACUGGAAAAAGAAGUUAAUUUGGAAACCUGGAUGGAAGAAAAUUUGGAAGCCAGCUAAAAAACAAAUUUGGAAGCCAUCGUGGAAAAAAAUUUGGAAACCGAUUUGGGUGCCAACAAAAGUACCAGCUUGGAAAGAAAUAAAAGUCCCAGAUUGGAAAAAAGUAUAUAAACCAGAGUGGAAACCGAUCAAAGUUCCAGCAUGGAAAGAGGUGAAGGUACCUGAUUGGAAAAAAAUUACUGUUCCAGUGUACAAAGAUAUAGUUGUACCAGGGUGGAAAGAUAUUAAGGUUCCAGCAUGGAAGAAAGUUUGGGUACCCAAAUGGGUUAAAGUAGGUGUACCUGGAGAAAAAUACUUAGGAAAAGAUCAUGAUGGUUGGGAAUAUACGUCGCACGAUCUUUGGAAGAAAAAACUUGUUUGGAAACCAUUAUGGCAGAAAUAUUGGAAGCCAAGCAAAAAACAAAUAUGGAUUCCGGAUAAAAAGUUAGUGUGGAAAGAUGAAUGGAAGCAAAUAUGGAGAACAGAAAAGAAACAAAUUUGGGUCGAUGAUAAAAAGCUUGUAUGGAAAGAAGCCUGGAAACAGAUAUGGAAGCCAUCCAAAAAGCUAGUUUGGAUUCCCGACAAAAAAUUAGAAUGGAAAGAGGCAUGGAAACAAAUUUGGAUUCCAGAUUGGAAGCAAAUUUGGGUACCUGGAGUAAAAAAGAUUUGGAAGCCAGUGUGGAUCUCGGAGUGGUUCCCUUCUCCUGAUCACCAUGAACAUGCACAUGAAUCUCACGGUUGGGAUAAAAGUGACAAUGUCACAGCUAAUAGCCAAAAAUCAGUCGCCCAAGUGCCAGCGCCACAGCAACAAAAACAAGCAACAUGGCAGUUUCCUAAAUAAUUUUAAAAAAUCAUUAUUCUAAAACAUACAGUAUUGUUUUGUGUAAAUAUGAGUCAAAUAUCGAGUCGUAAUUGUUAUCACUGUUAUCGUCUCUUACUUGGUAGAGAUAUUUAAAUCAAUUUUUAAAUAUGCAUCUGGAUUAUGCUAUUUGGUUUUCAACAAUCAACAAUACCUAAUAAUUGAAAUACCAAAUGAUAUAUAAAGAUAUGUUAGAUAACUGACAAUUUCACCAAACUGCUAAAUUGAAUUGGUGUUAAUAGAUAAACUCAAUCUCAAGAGAAUUGUUAGAAACUGUGGUGCCUAAUCCAGGCCCUUAUGUCGCUAUCUGUGGAAACUUCACAUCACGGCUGCACGCUUGGGUAGUUAAUUCUCAUUUACCUGUACACUUGGUACUUAACUACUUUUUAUGCGAAGCGGAAAUUGUUUUUUCUUUCUACACACUCCUUCAUUACGACAAUUUAAGUUUAAGUAAUAGAAGAAAGCUUUAAAAAUCAAAAUCCCUAUUACUUUCAACGAUACGGAUGAAAUUAUUUAGUGACCAUAAUUAUAUUAAGGCUGAAGAUAUGUGUGCUUGUGUAUAUAAGAAGUUUGCUCGUUCGUACAAACACUAGUACAAUCUCUGUCCAUACCCACUGAUGCUAUGUGUUUUGUUGAUACUUGUAUAAGUUUUAUUUAGUUUUUAAGUUUUUAGUCAUAACU
Achroia grisella is the source of this 1999-nucleotide messenger RNA. RefSeq lists its product as uncharacterized. NCBI's taxonomy places the organism in Eukaryota, Metazoa, Arthropoda, Insecta, Lepidoptera, Pyralidae. The record is from RefSeq and is a predicted model, not a curated record. The transcript is spliced from 2 exons. Bases 44 to 1300 code for a protein of 418 amino acids.